CCAGAACAUGUCUCAUUGCGAUGCAAUCUUAAAGUGCACAGCAGCCUUGGUCGAAGAACUCUCAUAUGAUUCCGACCAUGUGGUAAGAAGCAUUCAGCUCAUGAAUCAAGCUCGUUUCUACUUCGCGACGGGCGAACAAGUGGAGUGGCAGAUUGGAGAGCUGCUUCAACGAUCCUGCGUGUUCGCCGAUUGCAGCAAUGACAUGUUAUGCAAAGCUUGCUCUUCCUGUAACCUCGCCUUCUUUCAAAGUCUGAUCAACGACCAUAAAGCUGCAUAUGAGCACUCCAACAAAGCCAUGUCAUGUGCGACGGAUCCCUGCUGUCUGACUAGCGAUGAGUUUGUAGACUCACAGGAGGUGAGGGGGAGAGCUGCGAGGCGUGACCUAACGCGAGCUGAAGGUGUGCUGGAGAGUAAUGACAGCCGCGUCGCUGGUGCAGGGCAGAGCGUUGCUUUACUGGGGGGAGGACUUCAUAGGGGUGUAUGAACGGGCAUGGAACUAUGCAAGCAAGUUGUCAGACAAGUUUGA
Molecule: messenger RNA, 526 nt
Organism: Guillardia theta CCMP2712
Lineage: Eukaryota; Cryptophyceae; Pyrenomonadales; Geminigeraceae
Exons: 2
Coding region: 8-484 (158 amino acids)
Source: RefSeq, a predicted model, not a curated record